Molecule: messenger RNA, 2529 nt
Organism: Propithecus coquereli (Coquerel's sifaka)
Lineage: Eukaryota; Metazoa; Chordata; Mammalia; Primates; Indriidae
Gene: PYGM
Product: phosphorylase, glycogen, muscle
Exons: 20
Coding region: 1-2529 (842 amino acids)
Biological process (GO): glycogen catabolic process
Cellular component (GO): cytoplasm
Molecular function (GO): glycogen phosphorylase activity; pyridoxal phosphate binding
Source: RefSeq, a predicted model, not a curated record
AUGUCCCGGCCCCUGUCAGACCAGGAGAAGAGAAAGCAAAUCAGCGUGCGUGGCUUGGCCGGCGUGGAGAAUGUGACUGAGCUGAAGAAGAACUUCAACCGGCACCUCCACUUCACACUCGUAAAGGACCGCAAUGUGGCCACCCCGAGAGACUACUACUUUGCGCUGGCCCACACCGUGCGCGACCACCUUGUGGGCCGCUGGAUCCGCACACAGCAACACUACUAUGAGAAGGACCCCAAGAGGAUCUACUACCUGUCUUUGGAGUUCUACAUGGGACGGACGCUACAAAACACCAUGGUGAACUUGGCCUUGGAGAAUGCCUGCGAUGAGGCCACCUACCAGCUGGGCCUGGACAUGGAGGAGCUGGAAGAAAUCGAGGAGGACGCAGGGCUGGGCAAUGGGGGCCUGGGCCGGCUGGCAGCCUGCUUUCUGGACUCCAUGGCAACACUGGGCCUGGCUGCCUAUGGCUACGGGAUUCGCUAUGAGUUUGGGAUUUUUAACCAGAAGAUCUGCGGGGGCUGGCAGAUGGAGGAGGCUGAUGACUGGCUUCGCUACGGCAACCCCUGGGAGAAGGCCCGACCCGAGUUCACACUGCCUGUGCACUUCUAUGGCCGAGUGGAUCACACCAGCCAGGGGGCCAAGUGGGUGGACACACAGGUGGUAUUGGCUAUGCCCUACGACACACCCGUGCCUGGCUACCGCAACAACGUUGUCAACACUAUGCGCCUCUGGUCGGCCAAGGCGCCUAAUGACUUCAACCUCAAAGACUUCAACGUUGGUGGCUAUAUCCAGGCUGUGCUGGACCGCAACCUGGCGGAGAACAUCUCUCGUGUCCUGUACCCCAAUGACAACUUCUUCGAGGGAAAGGAGCUGCGGCUGAAGCAGGAGUACUUUGUGGUGGCCGCCACCCUCCAGGACAUCAUUCGUCGCUUCAAGUCCUCCAAGUUCGGCUGCCGUGAUCCCGUGCGCACGAACUUCGAUGCCUUCCCAGAUAAGGUGGCCAUUCAGCUCAAUGACACCCACCCCUCUUUGGCCAUCCCUGAGCUGAUGAGGAUCCUGGUGGACCUCGAGCGGCUGGAGUGGGACAAGGCGUGGGAAGUGACAGUGAAGACCUGCGCCUACACCAAUCACACGGUGCUGCCCGAGGCCCUGGAGCGCUGGCCGGUGCACCUUCUGGAGACACUGCUGCCGCGGCACCUCCAGAUCAUCUACGAGAUUAACCAGCGCUUCCUUAACCGGGUGGCGGCUGCAUUCCCAGGGGACGUAGACCGGCUGCGGCGCAUGUCCCUCGUGGAGGAGGGCGCGGUGAAGCGCAUCAACAUGGCACACCUGUGCAUCGCAGGUUCCCACGCCGUCAAUGGCGUGGCUCGCAUCCACUCUGAGAUCCUCAGGAAGACCAUCUUCAAGGAGUUUUAUGAGCUGGAGCCUCAUAAGUUCCAGAAUAAGACCAAUGGCAUCACCCCUCGGCGCUGGCUGGUUCUGUGUAACCCCGGGCUGGCAGAGGUCAUUGCUGAGCGCAUCGGGGAAGACUACAUCUCAGACCUGGACCAGCUGCGCAAACUUCUCUCCUUCGUGGAUGAUGAAGCCUUUAUCCGGGAUGUGGCCAAAGUGAAACAGGAAAACAAGUUGAAGUUCUCUGCGUACCUAGAGAGGGAGUACAAAGUUCACAUCAACCCCAACUCGCUCUUUGACAUCCAGGUGAAGCGGAUUCAUGAAUAUAAACGACAGCUCCUCAACUGCCUCCAUGUCAUCACCCUGUACAACCGCAUCAAGAAGGAUCCCAACAAGUUUUUUGUGCCUCGGACUGUGAUGAUCGGAGGGAAGGCUGCGCCUGGGUACCACAUGGCCAAGAUGAUCAUUAAGCUCAUUACAGCCAUUGGGGAUGUGGUCAACCACGACCCGGCAGUGGGAGACCGCCUCCGUGUGAUCUUCUUGGAGAACUAUCGAGUCUCACUGGCUGAGAAAGUGAUCCCGGCUGCUGACCUCUCGGAGCAGAUCUCCACUGCGGGCACUGAGGCCUCAGGCACUGGCAACAUGAAGUUCAUGCUCAAUGGAGCGCUGACCAUUGGCACCAUGGACGGGGCCAACGUGGAGAUGGCGGAAGAGGCGGGAGAGGAGAACUUUUUCAUCUUUGGCAUGCGGGUGGAGGACGUGGAAAAGCUUGACCAGAGAGGGUACAAUGCCCAGGAGUACUACGACCGCAUUCCCGAGCUUCGCCACAUCAUUGACCAGCUGAGCAGCGGCUUCUUCUCCCCGAAACAGCCCGACCUCUUCAAGGACAUUGUCAACAUGCUCAUGCACCAUGACCGGUUUAAAGUCUUUGCAGAUUAUGAAGACUACAUUAAAUGCCAGGAGAAAGUCAGUAACCUGUAUAAGAACCCGAGAGAGUGGACGCGGAUGGUGAUCCGGAACAUAGCCACCUCUGGCAAGUUCUCCAGCGACCGCACCAUUGCCCAGUAUGCCCGGGAGAUCUGGGGUGUAGAGCCUUCCCGCCAGCGCCUGCCGGCCCCUGAUGAGAAGAUCUGA